AUGAAAAAGUGCCCUCAAACCCCGGCGAUGAUCCCAGCUGCGCCAGUGUUAGGAGCUCCGCUUCUUUCCGGUGCCGUUCUCUGUGCCGUUUCUCUCGUUGUGUCCGCUCGCCCUCUAGCCAUUCAAUUGCCCAAGAUUUCCCUGCCUGCACUUCCGAAAAUUAGCCUUCCCGACUUGGACCUCCCUAAUUUUGGCAAGAAGAAGGACGCUCCAGCUGCAAAGAAGGCGGCACCGACUGCCAGGGCCCCGCCCUCCGGCAACGUCCGCGUGCGUCCUGCCACUGGAGUUCGUGCGUCUGGGCAGUCGCUUGAUGCCCCCUCUUUAUCAGAUAUUACGGGAGUGCAACAGCAGCAGCGCGUCGGGUCUGCCGAGGGUUGGGAAAGGUUCCCAGAGCGACGGAUGCCGGGCGCGAACAUGGACGGCUGGAGGAAAGUCGCAAAGGACAUUGCUCCGAAGAUUUAGUCAUGCAGUCAUCAUGUCAGCGGUCUUGGGGACCAGCUCUAGGUUGUACAGGGCAUAAUAGUAUCUUAAUGAAAGUUAGACGGUCAAUGUACUCGCAAGAGAGGGCGGGAUCUCUUCUCUUCCAUCGGUGAUGCGCAUCGUAUCCGAAACAGCACGCCACACCGCAAUGCGUUCCUAUUCACUAGACUACGGUGAAUUGCCAACGAUCAGAGAGGGGUUGCGCCUCCCUAAUGGUCAGGCAUUGUUUUCGUCCUUCGCCAGGUGUUGCUAGAAUAUAAAUCAGACGAGUCGGCAACCAACCUUUCGUAACCUCAUCUGUAUG
This is a messenger RNA of Chondrus crispus (carragheen), 784 nucleotides long. RefSeq lists its product as hypothetical. The record is from RefSeq and is a predicted model, not a curated record. The transcript has 2 exons. NCBI's taxonomy places the organism in Eukaryota, Rhodophyta, Florideophyceae, Gigartinales, Gigartinaceae. The coding region runs from base 1 to 462 and encodes 153 amino acids.